Drosophila kikkawai is the source of this 1929-nucleotide messenger RNA. Its product is annotated as neprilysin-2-like. Gene Ontology annotation, biological process: proteolysis. Gene Ontology annotation, molecular function: metalloendopeptidase activity. Lineage: Eukaryota; Metazoa; Arthropoda; Insecta; Diptera; Drosophilidae. The record is from RefSeq and is a predicted model, not a curated record. Gene Ontology annotation, cellular component: plasma membrane.
AUGGAGAGACUUACGCGCAUCGUGUGUCUAUUGUCGCUGCUUGGGCUUGCAGCCAGCUCUAACGAGGGUGCCCUGAGCCUCAUCCUUCAACGUAUGGACAGAAGCGCCGAUCCCUGCGAGGACUUUCAGAAGUUCUCCAGCGGCAAGUUCUUGGAGGUUCAUGAGGGCGAAAAUGUGUACUCACUGCAAAACGUAGCUGUCCAGAAAUACAAUGAACAGUUGCAGGAGCUGUUCGAUGAUCUAAAGGACACGAACUUCAUCGAUGAGUCCAGUGUGGAGGAGAAGGUGUGGCAGUUGUACAACACCUGCAGUACAGCUCCCAAGAAGACCCAUUCUUGGAAGCAUUACUUGCAGCUAGUGUCACCGAACCUUGACCUUCCCUGGCCCCAGUUCACGCCCCGAGGAGGUGAGUGGCCCCAGGAACGAUUCCAGUGGCUGGUUACCCUAGCCCGUCUCCGUCGCUUUGGCUUCAAGAACUUUCUUAUACCCAUGGACCUGACCACGAAAUCGAAUGACAGCAGCCAGUUGUUAAUUAGUUUGGGCAGCCACCCUAUAAAAACGAUUCCAGAAGUAUCCGAUACGGAAGAGCUUCUGAUUUCCCUCAAGGUCUCCAGGGAGAAGGCCGCUCUCCUGGCCAGCAACAUUACAGAUCUGGAGAGUGAUUUACAGAAACUGGCCGAAGAAGACAACAGCUUGGUACAAUAUAUGACCACUGAAGAGUUUGAGGAGCGGACCAGCAUUUCCAUUGGGCAUUACCUCGAGAUCGUACUGGGCAGCUCAAUCGACUCCGGUUUCGAGCUGGAGGUAUUACAAAUUACUUACCUAGAGGGUUUGAAGAAUGUAAUCGAGAAAUACGACAGCGAAGUGGUGGCCACUCACCUGGUGGUCGGCUUCAUUCGCUAUCUGAAGAGUAUGGAUGGCAGUGAAUCCAACGGAGAUCCUGCCAUGUGUGCUGCCGCCGUGGGUGUUCUUAUGCAGCCAGCCAGCGAGUUUCUCUACAAGAAUCUUCACUUCGGAGAGGAGGAGCUACAGCGGAAUGUUGAGGAAGUCCAGCGUAUAUUCAAGAUCAUCUCGAACACCUUCAUGGCUCGACUCGCAGACAAUCGUCUGAACCUUACCUCGGCCGAGGUCCAACAUCUGCAGGAGAAGCUGAGCGCCAUGACCGUGAGGGUGGGAAACCUGCCCAAUGUUGAAGACCAGCGCAGCUUUGUCACUAAUUUCUACUCGGAUCUCAACUUAAACACGAAUUUGGACUACGCCGAAGCUCAAUUGAAAGUUUUGGAGCAUCUGAAUCGAAAGAUUUUGGAGCAGCUUGAUCGCCCAAUACCCAGGGGCAAAGAGUUUUACCUCUUCCACAGCCAACUAAAUGCCGCUACCGAGGGCACUUUCUAUGAGACUAACAACAUGAUCAUUCUACCUUAUCUAAUUCUCCAGGAGCCUUACUUUUCGCCCGAAAUGCACGAUGUCUUCAAGCUGAGCUACCUGGGCUAUCUUAUAGCCGGUGAGAUAUUGAUAUACUACGAUCCGUAUUAUCUGUCCUUCGACAGCCUGGGCAACAAUAGUACUUUGUUGGGGAAUUUCGAAGAACAUCAGGGCUACAUCGAUGGAAUAUCCUGCCUAAAUCGUACCGAAACGCGCGCUAUAAGCUACCGAGUGAUUGAUGUGCUUGCUUUGGAACUGGUCUACGACAGCUACUUUGGCAAGGAUUCCACGCUGAGCAAGGAUCAGCCCUGUUUCUUCAAGGUUCCCCUGGAGCAGUUAUUCCUGCUUAACUUCUCGCAGCUUCUCAUUGGCAACUACUACGGAUUGGGCGAUCCGAACGAUGUGUCCCUCCACGCGUCGGUGAGCAAUCUGAAGGCCUUUGGAGAAACCUUUAGCUGUCCAGCUAAUGCAACUUUGAAUCCGCCAAUAAGGUGCACCAUUUGGUAA